This is a messenger RNA of Rhododendron vialii, 903 nucleotides long. RefSeq names its product probable ubiquitin-conjugating enzyme E2 18. The transcript has 6 exons. Lineage: Eukaryota; Viridiplantae; Streptophyta; Magnoliopsida; Ericales; Ericaceae. The record is from RefSeq and is a predicted model, not a curated record. The coding region runs from base 94 to 579 and encodes 161 amino acids.
GGCGUAAAGAAUUAUUCUCUGUAUUAAAACCAGACAAACGCCGUCGGUGCUCUCUCAAACAUCUCUCUCUCUCUCUCUCUCUCUCUCUCUGCCAUGACCAGCUCCUCCGCUUCUUCUCGCAAGGCACUGAGCAAGAUCGCCUGCAAUCGACUCCAGAAGGAGCUCGUGGAAUGGCAGGUGAAUCCGCCCUCAGGUUUCAAACACAAAGUCACUGAUAAUCUACAAAGAUGGGUAAUUGAAGUCAACGGUGCGCCGGGGACGUUGUAUGCGGGUGAGACGUAUCAGCUUCAGGUUGAUUUUCCCGAGCAUUACCCUAUGGAAGCCCCACAGGUUAUUUUUGUUCCUCCGGCGCCACUUCACCCGCACAUUUAUAGCAAUGGACAUAUUUGUUUAGAUAUCUUGUACGAUUCAUGGUCCCCAGCCAUGACUGUAAGUUCCAUAUGCAUCAGCAUUCUCUCCAUGUUGUCAAGCUCCCCCGUUAAGCAACGACCUGCGGACAAUGACCGCUAUGUGAAGAACUGCAAGAACGGCAGAUCUCCCAAGGAGACAAGAUGGUGGUUCCAUGAUGAUAAAGUUUAGCUAUGAGAAUGUAUGAUGGCCACAAGACCCUGAAACACCUCCUCCUGCGUGGGUUGUCAACAAGGGUGUAACUUGCUUUUCAUUUCCAUAGAAAUAGGACUUGAAGAGUAGGUUUCCAUUUCAAAUGGCCUAACUAUUGUUGGUUAAAAAAAAAAAACAUUUUAAGAAAUCCAGUGGCUGUCGUACGGCGGGAAUGCCGGUGGCCCUGCUUUGUGUACUUGUAAUUUGUAAAUUUAGGAAAUUAUGUUUCCGAGGACAUGUAUGAGCACCAAAUCAGGCUGGUCACUGGUGUACUGCUAUUUAUGUUAGUAUGGUUAAGUUUGA